Arabidopsis thaliana (thale cress) is the source of this 1191-nucleotide messenger RNA. Its product is annotated as Peptidyl-tRNA hydrolase II (PTH2) family protein. Gene Ontology annotation, molecular function: peptidyl-tRNA hydrolase activity. The transcript has 6 exons. The record is from RefSeq and is marked reviewed. Lineage: Eukaryota; Viridiplantae; Streptophyta; Magnoliopsida; Brassicales; Brassicaceae. The coding region runs from base 117 to 572 and encodes 151 amino acids.
AUAUUAAGGAGAGACCUAUUCGUGUGGCCAAACACCAGAAUAUCGCCAAAAUCGUUGAAACUUGAACGAAGAAACAGACUUGUCACAGCUCAGCCGCCGGAAGACUUUAAGGAGGUAUGGAUUUGGUGUGGUUAUUAAGUGUUUUACUUGUUGGAGCUGCACUUGGAUAUUACAUCAGCACUUUACGACAAACCCGCCGAAUCUUUCUCUCCUCCAAAUCUGUCGCCAUAGAUGCAGGAUCCAGCGGGAAUAAGAAAACCAAGUCCAAGGAACCCCUCGAGAUAGAGAAACUCGCUGAUUUUCGCAAAAAUUUCAAAAUGGUUUUGGUUGUGAGGAAUGAUCUUAAAAUGGGUAAAGGGAAGAUUGCAGCUCAAUGCAGUCAUGCAACUUUAGGUUUAUACAAGAAACUCCUUCAACGGGCGCCAAAAGCCUUGAACAGAUGGGAAUAUUGUGCUCAGCCAAAAGUUGUUGUCAAAAUUGAAAGUGAGGAAGAGAUGCUAGUUUUGCAAGUGAGUUUACUGAACAUGUGCUACGUAAAUAUACUUGCCCUUUGCAAGAUUGCAGUUUCCUAGGUAUUGAAUAAGAGAAGAAGAAAAAGUCAUAAGAUCCUCCUAUGUGAAGAGUGUAACAAUCUUGUUGAUACCGACAGGAAAGAGCAAAGACCCUGAAACUGCCAACCCAUAUCACCAUUGAUGCGGGAAAAACACAGAUCGCUCCAAGUGAGUUUCUAUAGUUACUGUUAUUUGGAAUCCUCCUGCUUAACCCUAGUCUGACAUUAAUAGAAAAACUUAAUAUGCCUACUUGUUCUCUUCUUUUCCAGAUUCAAGGACAGUAAUGGCUAUUCUUGGACCUGUUGAUAAUGUUGAUGAAGUAACAGGUGGACUAAAGCUUAUGUAAUAACUCUUGGAUUCGACAUUACCAACACUCUGGCAGAAAGGAGAGCAUGCUAAUUGGCUCCCAAGUUUUCGACAUUUCUCGGUGACAAAUCUGUUUUCCCUUCUUCUGAGUAGAUAACUCCAUUUUACAUGGAUUUGUACAAUUGUCUUACUAGAAGAUAAUCAUAUGACAACAUUUGCUGAUUAUCCACAACAUUUUAAAGAUGAAGUUUUGAUGCUCUCCUUUGUUUUGUCUAUUGUAUCUAUAAACUGAAGCGUUUAAGCUACGAAUUGAUUUUGACUGAUUUUGUCCUAA